AUGGCGUUGAAGACGUGUUUGGCCUUGUUACUGCUGGCAUUGCAGGCCUGCGCCGUACAGCCAGGUGCGCCCGAAGCUCUUGCAGCUCCUCUCCGUGACCUCGAAUUCGGACAGAUCAACUUCCUCCACACGACCGAUACUCACGGCUGGCAUGCGGGACAUCUUCUUGAGCCAUCGUUCAGUGCGGACUGGGGCGAUUAUGUGGACUUUGCUGGCAGGCUGAGAGAGAAACUAGAAGCAGAAGGGAAAGAUCUCCUGAUAGUCGACACCGGUGACCGCAUCGAGGGAAACGGCUUGUAUGAUGCAUCAGAGCCUAAAGGGCUGUUCACGUUCGAUAUCUUUCGAAAGCAGCAUAUGGACGUUCUGUGUUCCGGCAACCAUGAGCUGUACAAACAGAACUCGUCUGAGAACGAAUAUUUGAUUACUGCCCCUGCCUACCCCGGCAGCUACCUUGCUUCCAACCUCGAUAUACACGACCCAGACACCGGUGAGGUGGUCCCCCUGGCGCCCAGGUACAAGAAGUUUACCACAAAAAAGCAGGGGGUUCGCAUCAUGGCGUUUGGCUUUCUGUUCAACUUUGACCGUAACUAUAACAAUACCAUUGUGCAAAGAGUCGAAAAGGCCAUUCAAGAACCGUGGUUUCAGGACGCGAUCUGUGACCGAGAAAUCGAUCUCUUUGUGGUUGUUGGACAUUCCGCCAUCCGCUCUGAAGAGUUCGACCUGAUCUUCCGGGCCAUUCGAUCUGUGCAAUUGGAUACUCCCAUCCAGUUCUUUGGAGGUCAUUUCCACAUUAGAGACUAUCGCAUCUUUGACACGAAAGCGCAUGCCUUGGCCAGUGGACGCUUUAUGGAGACCAUCGGUUUCCAGUCUAUCAGUGGCUUGUCGACCAAUACGAGCCAAGGAACAUCCCCGACAUUCUUCAGGCGCUACAUUGACAAUAACUUAUAUUCAUUAUAUCAUCAUUCUGGCCAUAACUCUUCGACCUUCCACUCGGACCGCGGUAGAAACAUCACAGAGGCCAUCCACCAAGCGCGGCAGGCUCUUGAUCUCGACCAGACAUUCGGUUGCUCCUCGCUUGACUUGUGGAUGAGUCGAGCCCCGUACCCAAGCAACAACAGCAUCUUCAGCUGGCUAGAAGAGCAGGUUUUCCCAGAGGUAGUCAAUGACCCCCAACGGAACGAUCGGGCACGAUUGAUUAUUUCCAAUACUGGGGCGAUUCGAUUCGACAUCUUCAAGGGAGCAUUUACCAAAGACUCGACGUUGAUUGUAUGCCCUUUCACCAGUGGCUUCCACUACCUCAAGGACGUCCCUUACAAGCGGGCGAAGAAACUCAUAUAUCUCCUCAAUCGAGCGGGUCAGAUCUUCGAGAAUGCAGAUCCAACGUUGGCCAUGUCAAAGCUAGCACCAGUGGACCAGAUGGGGAUUCUCCAAGAUGUUGUUGUCGAGGAAUCAUUGCCCUCCCACCAGGACAUGCAACAAUUUUCUCUCGCCGCCAACGAUGCAUUGACGCCGGGUUACACGACGGUUGAUGAUGCUGGCACCGAUGGUGACGACACAGUGCAUACUCCCAUAUCCUUCUAUCGAGUGCCCAACUGCAUUCAGUCAACUGUCGGCCUUCCGGAAGAUAACCAAGAGGAGGCUACAGUCGAUGUGGUGUUCAAUGAGUUCGUCCAGCCGUGGAUUUUGCUGGGCUUGAAGUUCUUGGGCCUUGACUAUACAGAUGACGACGUGGAUAAGUACAUGCCGGAUGAGAACAUGACAACCCUAAUUGCCAAAUGGGUCAGUGAAAAUUGGGCAGAGAACUGCUGA
Messenger RNA from Exophiala spinifera, 1809 nucleotides. RefSeq lists its product as uncharacterized. The record is from RefSeq and is a predicted model, not a curated record. Lineage: Eukaryota; Fungi; Ascomycota; Eurotiomycetes; Chaetothyriales; Herpotrichiellaceae. Gene Ontology annotation, molecular function: hydrolase activity. The coding region runs from base 1 to 1809 and encodes 602 amino acids. Gene Ontology annotation, cellular component: cytosol. The transcript has a single exon. Gene Ontology annotation, biological process: nucleotide catabolic process.